Messenger RNA from Parascedosporium putredinis, 783 nucleotides. The record is from the annotation of a GenBank genome assembly. NCBI's taxonomy places the organism in Eukaryota, Fungi, Ascomycota, Sordariomycetes, Microascales, Microascaceae.
AUGGCACCGGGAUGUGAGGUUACCUGGUUGAAGCGCGAUGCUCUUCUCUUCGCCAACUCCAUUGGCUGCACGCUUGACGAGCUUCACUUCCUCUACGAGCUUCACCCCGACUUCGCCGUCUUCCCCACCUACCCCAUCAUCUUGCCCUUCAAGGGAGCCACCCAAGAAGUCAUCGACUUCAUCGCCGCCCAAAAGGCCACCCCCAUCCCCGGCGUGCCCAAGUUCGACCCCUCCCGCGGCGUCGACGGCCAGCGCCGCAUGACCUUCCUCAAGCCCCUCCCCAUCUCCUCCGAGGGCCGCCGCUUCGAGGUCCGCACCAAGGUCCUCGGCGUCUACGACAAGGGCAAGCCCGGCACCGUCGUCGAGACCCAGUCCGACCUCAUCGACACCGAGUCCGGCGAGACCUACACCCGCGUCGUCGGCUCCGGCUUCUACGACAAGAAGCCCGACGCCGUUCUCGAGCACCAGACCAGCGCCGAGUCCGCCCUCCUCUACCGCCUCAACGGCGACUACAACCCCUCCACGCCGAUCCCCACCUGCCACGAGCUCCUCAAGGCCUUUGGCGGCAGCAACCCCGCCAACAUCAAGGAGUACCAGGCUCGCUUCGCUAGCCCCGUCCGCCCCGGCGACAAGCUCAUCACCCGCGCCUGGCGCACCGGCACCAAGGACGGCGAGUGGGAGGAGGUCAGGUUCGAGGUCCAGGUCGACGGUGGCAAGGUCUGCCUUAGCAACGGCAGGGCCUUCAUCAAGGUCGUCGACUCUGCCGCCAGCGCCAAGUUGUAA